Messenger RNA from Microthlaspi erraticum, 1476 nucleotides. The record is from the annotation of a GenBank genome assembly. Lineage: Eukaryota; Viridiplantae; Streptophyta; Magnoliopsida; Brassicales; Brassicaceae.
AUGAGUGAGCCAAACAUAGCCAUUUCUCCUCCUGACGAGGGUACAAGCAGACGAUCUUCAACCUACUUUAAGCUCUCUGAUAUUCCUGGUUCCUUGAACUCCACGGUUCUACUUCGAGAAGACAACUAUACCGAGUGGUCUACCAACAUUCGUAAUUUGCUCCAAGAAAAACAAAAGAUCGGGUUCAUCGACGGUUCAGUUCCUAAACCGUUGACCAACCCGGACCUAGCUUUGUGGAUUGCAACAAACUGUAUAAUCGUGGGGUGGAUCCUCAAAGCCAUCGAUCCCAAAGUUCGUUCCACGGUUGCUUAUACUAAUGAUCCUUGCAAGCUGUGGGAGAGCCUACGACGUCGGUUUGACGUUAACAACAGGAUUCGUGUCCAUGAGCUAAAGGCUAUGAUAAGUUCUUGUAGGCAAGAAGGCCAAAGUGUUAAAGAUUAUUUUGGCCGACUCUCCAAGUUGUGGGAAGAGCUCCAGAGCUACAAAUCUACCCCGGACUGUUCGUGCUAUGCCGCAAAAUACAUUGAAAAGGAAAAGGAAGAUGAACGAGUUCAUCAGUUUUUAAUGGGACUUCAUAGAAAUGGUUUUGGCUCUAUCCGCUUAAGUAUCAUUAGCCAAGAUCCUCUUCAAGAUCUAAACAAAGUAUACUCCCUUGUGAUAGAGGAAGAGCAACGUUUUCAGGCUGCUAAGUCGAAGGAACUUAAGCCCGAGCAAGUGCAGCAACAUGUUCGACCUCAAAGGAAAGACAUGUAUUGUUCUCAUUGUGAGAGUAGAGGACAUGAUACUGAGAAAUGUUAUGCAAUUCAUGGCUAUCCAGAGUCGUGGCAUGAACGUCAAAAGAACAAGCCACCCAAAGGUCGGGGAAGACAUGGUACGCGAGCAGCCAGAUCGGGCAAGUCAAUCAUUAGUCAGGAAAGAGUUGAUGUUUCUCAGAAAAGCUACCACACUUCUCUGAAUCUACAGACAGUGCAACACCCUGAAUCUACUAGUCAUCAUGGAGGUACAUCAGAUUUAAAUCGAUUCCCAAUAAAGAUGGAAGCGAAAGGUGGAAAUGGAGGCAUAAAAUGGGACGAUGGAGCCAACCAUGAAGGUGUAUCACAGAUCUAUAUACGAGAGGGUCGUGGAGGUAUAGAGUCUAUCAAGUUCGAUUAUGUCAAGCAUGCACAACCUAUAGCUGGACAAAUCCAUGGUGGCUUGGGUCAAAGUUUCACCGAGUGGUUUGAUCUAAACUAUACAUAUGAGCAUGAAUAUCUCAAAUCGGUUAAGUGUUUCUUCGACGAGGGUACAAUACAAGGACUUGUGAUCAAAACCAAUCUCAGGAGUUCUACACACAUGGGAUGUAUCCUUGGUACUACGUUUAAACUCAAAGUCAAAAACAAGAAGAUCAUUGGGUUUCAUGGAUCUUCUGACAAAAACCUUUACUCUCUUGGAGCUUAUUUCGCACCGCUUUCUCCUCCUGGUAAUUUGAAUUACUAA